Cercopithifilaria johnstoni is the source of this 6393-nucleotide messenger RNA. The record is from the annotation of a GenBank genome assembly. NCBI's taxonomy places the organism in Eukaryota, Metazoa, Nematoda, Chromadorea, Rhabditida, Onchocercidae.
AUGUCAACUGUUUUGGGUACUCGUUUCAUCAGUAUAACGAUGCCUGACGAUGGCGAUGAGACAACAAAUCUGACAUUUUCCAAACAAAAGUGUCACAGUUUGUACGAGUCAAGUAUAAUUGCAUCAAUUUUCGAUGAUGACGGAUCAUGUAUGGAAUCUGUGCAAAAUGAAAGUGGCGAUUACGAAAGAUUAGAAAGCAAAAACGAAGAAUGUGAGGAGCGGAAAGAGAGAACUGUGUUAAGCGAUAUAAAUGAUGAUGGUGAUUUGUUAGCGGUUGCAAUAGGCGAGGACAUUUCAAUAUUUAGUUUUGAUUGUGGUACAAGAUUUAUCGUCACAGUGCAUCUUGGAGAGAAUAUCAACCCAGUUGCUAUGAAAUUCAUGCCUGUUGUGAAUUUAAUAGCAAUUUUGACGAAUUGCGGAAAUGUGAUGUUUCUUAGCAUCGGUUCCAAUCGUAUAAUACAUCAAGUGAAGUUGAUGGAAAAUAAACGGAUACAGAGUGCAUCUAUCAGUUGCGAUCUGCAGCUUAAAGAUGUGCGGAUGUGCAUCGUUUUGGAAAGCAGUGAAAUCUAUUUAUUCCUUUUCUCGAAUUACUCCGAAUAUUUUCAUCCAGAACAGGAAAUCGAAAUCGAAAUAUCGAACAGGAAAAAGGGCAUGGAAAACAUGAUUUGGAAACAAUUUGACAUACAUUACACUGGUAGAGACUCUGCAAUCAUUGGUUAUCUUAACAGUCUUUUGCUCCUGUCAACGGAAGAGAACGCAAGGGUAGCACUGCUUGAUUUAUCUGCAGAAGUAUUGGACAAAGCUCUAAAUGAAUUUUAUUCAUCCGAUAUUUCGGGUAUCGUACGAAUUCGACAUCUUACACAUCGUGACAAGCAUGCAUCGCGUGUCGUUUUCCAGUUUAUCAUGGCUUUGACAACGGAUGGACAAUUAUUAAUUUGGGACGCCAUAACAACUCUGCUGAUUUCAUCAGUCGAUCUUUUAAAAACUGGUGAAGUAGCUAAGGAUUUCAUGCUUUUUGACGAUGUUCCGGAUAGGGAAGGCAAAAUAAACGAAAACACAAAACUGGUGCUUCUUUUUACGGAUCACAAAGGAACAUGCCAGCUUCAAAUUCGCAACUUUCGAACCUGUGAUGUAAUUUAUACGAAAGCAGUGAACAACACGACCCAGUUGCUGAACAAGGUUACUCGUGAGGAGGGAUUGGUGCUUUUUAUACAACUUUUCGCAUAUGAAUGUAGUGAACUAAAUGCGGUUAAGAUCCACGCAGUUUAUGAAUGCCAGCCAGAAAUGCGUUUAGAUCAUUUAAUAUGUCAGCAGCGAUGGGUUGAAGCUGAAGAAUUUGCUCAAAAUUUUGGCUUGAAUACGGAGAAAAUUUAUAUAGCUCGUAUUGAACACUUCGUGGAUACGGGAACGAUGGGUCAGACUGGUCUUGAUAUACAUGAGUUGGACAAAUUUCUUGGAUGGAUGACUCAAGUUUCGGAUCAGAAUUGGGUGGCUGAAAUGUGCAUAGCUGCAAUAAUGUAUUGUUCAAGCCAUUCAUGGGUCAAGAAAAUAUUAGAUUUCGUAAAAAGGCUCGAAAUUACAGAUAAUGAGACGAAGGAGAAGUUAUCGCUUUUGCGUUACAAUUAUCAGUCAUAUCGUGAAGUGCUUGGUCCUUGGCGAAAACCGUGCUGCAGUAAGAUUUCGGGAACUGAUCUGUGGUCCGAAUUUCUUGGUGGUUGUUCGUGGGAGCAUAUCUUCAAAAUUUUCUGCAAGAAUGGACAGUUUUGUGAAGCACGCCUAAUAUGGUGUCGUUAUCGAAAAACGCUGGAGGAAUGGAUUAAAGAAAAAGGAAAUUUUGAGCAAUUGUUGGCAGAAAUUCGUCUCGCAAUUCGUGAUACAACCAGUGAUAUAAUAGAAAUAGUGCGUUUUCUGGAAGAAGAAAUUAUCCCUGUAGUAUUCAUAAAUGAACCUAAAACUUGUUGCUUGUGUUGUAAGGCAUUUUUAAUGGAUGUUGCUCGUGCAGUCGAAAGAGAGCAUCCGGAAUGCUUUCCUGAAAAUUCGUUUAUAAUUGCAUCAACCAUGGAAAGAGUUAUACAGAACUUACUCAAUUGUUCUGUAACUCCAUGUCAUCAGGCGGAAAUUGCAUAUGCGCUUUCAAUUAUCAGGUGUUAUUCUGAAGAUCCAGAUGAUAUUAUGGGAGAAUUAAACAUUUAUGUGAAAAAUUUGCGUUCAAUGGAAAGACUGAAGGGCAUUUAUCAGUGUACAAUGAGUUACAAUACUUAUCAGGAACAAACAGUGGAAUCAAUCUGUUAUGUAAUAUUAGAGCGGGUGAAAAGUGUGCAGUUGAUCAAAAGUAAUAUUGAUCAGUAUGCAAGACCUUACAUGAAUGAAUUUAAAUUAGAUCCUGAUCGUACGCUUUAUAAUUACAUUUUGAAAAUCGCGACUAGCUAUGCUGGUGUCGUUUCCAGUUCUAAUCCGUGGGAUGAACGGUGUUUGGCUGUAGCAGAAAGUAUUUCUAAUUUAAAUUUGCGAUAUGAAGCGCUGAUUGAUGUUGCAAAACGUGCUCACCCACCAUGGACAAAGCAGCUAUCAAACGCCGUGCACGCAAUGUUAAGAGAUCCCGGGCUUGAUUUUAAGAUGAGAUCUCGUCUGCAACAGCAGUGUGAUUUUGCCGCACUGGGAGAACGUUUGGUACAAUAUCGUUUACCAAUGCAAACACUUGAAAGAUAUUUGCAACAAAAGCAUUUGUUUAGCAAGGCUAUAGACUUUAUUUUUCGACAAGAAUCUGUGGAAGCUGAUCCUCAACGUAGGCUUAACAGUGCUCUGGAGAUAAUUAAAUUAGCGGGGAAGUUAAAGAAGAACUUAAUGGAACGGCAUGAAUGUGUUUUUCGUUUCUGUAUUUAUUUGAUCAAUACAAAAUUGAUGGACGAUUUGUUUGUGGAUGUCGUCUCUUAUCUCAGCGAUCUGAGUGAAACAGACCGAAAUUGUGUUAUCAUGCAGCUUAUGUCACACGUUGAAGCAUUAUUAAAUUGUCCGGUUUUGCUUUUGACGGAAAAGGAGAAAGAAAUUCGAUUUCGAACUGUGGAAGUCAUUUCUUGCAUCUUGGAACGUUUCAGAAAGGAUGAAAUGCUUCUAUCAGAAUUGAAUGCUAUUCGAAAACUGCAAAUUGAUUAUGGCGUGAUUACGUAUUUGUCAUUCCUGCGAAGUAACGCUUGGAAAUCAGCAGAACUGAGACAUUUUCUGAAUCAACGCUUUGCUGGUGGUGGCAUCCCUGCAAAGAUAACUGAACUUUUAAAAUUUUCAAAUACUCUGAUGAUGGAAGAAAGUGCAAUGUAUGAAGUAGCGCUCCGCUGUGCUUUGGAAAAUCGAAAUCCCGUAGCAGCUUUGGAAUAUGCGAAAUUUGCGAUGCAAGAUACGAAAAGACCAAGCGAACAAUUAUUGUCACUUGUAGUGCAAAGCUGUGGCUAUGGAUUAUGGAUCAUGUCUGAGCUAGCUGAGAAUAAUGAUUUUGAGCCGAUCGCACUUUUUGUAAAUUUGUUCGAAGCAGUUGUUUCGCAGUGCAUGUCUGAAAACCUGAUAGAAGAUGAUUAUGCGAACGAAAAAGCACGCUUAAUAUAUGGAUUUGGGAGACGGGCUAGCGUUUAUCAUUAUAAAAUGGACGGUACUCUUUUCAAGAAAAGUGAUGCCAUACAACAAUUAUCUACUGUGGCUCGCUCCAUUGUUUUUGAUGUUUUGAUAGACACCGAUUUCAUUGAUGUCAACAAGAGUAGUUUGCUAGAAUACUAUGAAAAGAUGCGUACAGCUUGGACAAAUUUCUUCUCCUACCUGAUUCUCAAUAAUCAGAUUCUGAUAGCAGUUUGUGCUCGCCUCUCAUUUGCAUUAUUAGCAUGUUACGUGGUUCCAAGUCAGGUUGGCUUUGCUUAUUCUGAGCUUCAUGAAGCAACUGAAAUGUUUAUGGAGCGAGCUUUAAUGCAUAAUUAUGCUGAUCUUGAACUUUGCGCUGCACUUAUUUUUUCUGCUCCAGUUGCCGAUAUCAGAAAGAUUUUACUAAAAACACGAUCUUGGUGUGUAACACGAAAAUCGCCUCAUAUUAUGCUCAAUUUAAUUCGUCUUGCUCGAUUUUGCGCUAUUAUGCUCAGCGAUAAUUCUACCGAUAAGCAACUUAGCCAUUAUUACGCACUGACCUUGUGGAUCAAGAAAUUGGGAAGAUUGAAUGCUAAUUUCCCGCAAAAUGUAUCACUAGAUGUAGCAGUUCAGGAAUUUGUUCGCUGUCUUAUUCCACCCGAAAUUUUAAUCGCGUUUUGCAAGGAUUUUUCAUUAGAAAUCACUGAAGCAUUGGUUUUAUAUGCAACAAAAAUGGCACUUAAAGCUUCUGCAGAAGAAGAUCAAAUAUUAGCGGCAGAAAUGCGUUUUGCUGUGUUUGCAGCAUUACAGGAAAUUGGUAUCACGGAGAAUCUUUUCAUGCAGCUUUAUGCCUGUUUGAUGAUGCUUUGUCCUUAUAAUUAUGAGGCGAUCGAAGUAAUAAUCAGUGGAAUGGAGAAGUAUAUCGAUGAUGAUAAUAGCGAUCAAGUCGAAAUAUUACGGAGAGCCUCCAUAACAAUUCGGUUCUUAGAAAUCAAUGAACGUGUUAAUCCCCCAACCGAUCACGAGAUACGAUGGUACCAUGAUCGACAAAAAUUUCUUGUUAAACAGCAAACUGGUAGCCAUGAUUCAACAGUGAAAGUUUCUGACGGAGAAGAUUUGAACACUCAAGAGGAAGACAGUAGCGGCCCACUAUACAAAAAGACAAAUCUACUCUUUGGCCAGCUUCCCAGUAGAGCUUGUCAUCGUCUACCGUUUCAUCCUUUCAUGUUUGAAAGUGAGAAAGAUUUACAAAAUACAUUGCUCCCAAUGAUUCAUGCCGAGCUUACGCUUUACAAUGUCGAUAAUUGGCAGAUAUUUGUUCGAGCGUUGCCUGAAAUUGAAAUCUCGAAAUCAGAUCUUUUAUCCAGUGCUAUUUUAUUAGCCGUUCAAACAUGCAUUAUCAAAGACACUGAUAUGGAUGAGAGUGAUACUGAACGAAUUAGGCAGCUGCUUAGAAAAGCCACCAAUCGCCUUCGAACAUUGAAAGGUUUAACGGAUGGUUUCAGACAUUUGCCACUAAGUAGAACAAAACUGCGCUUUUUAUCCUUGGGAAUCAAUAUCAUUGAAGAAUGGGUUACAGAUUCGAUGAAUGAAUCAACUGAGGUCGAAGAUAUUGACUUUUUGAAGCAUUUCCGACAGAAUUUGGAGGAGGCUUGUAAAACUUACAAUAUCGAGUUUGUGCUCAAGAAAUAUGGACUCCUACGGGUAGAAACGCUAGAUUUAUUAUCCACACCGCAAAAUCUUAUCGAGCACAUUUAUGCAAAUGAAAUUGACUGGAAUAACUUCAAAGAAAUUAAUGAUAAAGUUCCGUGCACAGUUGAAUUGGCUAACAUCUUUGCCCUGAAUUUGGAUACGAUUCAAGACAGAGUCAUCCAACAGUGGCUUGAAUGGAAUGCUGAAAAAGCUACAGUUUUUGACCCUAAUGAAACCAAUUCAAGUGACACACCAGUGAUGUCGAUGGUAACGAAAGAAAGUAAUGGGGAACUUUACAAAUUGCCAUAUUGUGACCCUACAGUUUCAAGGAUUGUGCAAUUAUCACGAUUACGAAGUUACAAAAAAGCAACUUGUGCUCUUACAAAUAUCUAUCGACAGGGUUCAUAUGAAAGCAGAAUACGCAGUGUUUGUUGCUUGUUGCGACUACUACGACCUGAGCAGUUUCCAGAGAUUAUGAAAAAGGAUUUAAGGAAUGUUUGUUCGAUGUUGGAGAUAAUGCUCUAUUCUCGAAUGAUUGAUGAGUACGAAAUUGAUUUGAACAUCGAAACAUUUCAUUCAGCAGAGAAAGCAGUUUUGCUCAAAUCGUUAAUAAAUAGUACCAGACAAAUACCUCAACUGACAUUGUUUCUGGCAUCUGUAGUGAUAGAUUAUCAAUUGGUGGAACCAUCCAUAAUCGAUUUGCUUUUAACCAAACUUUAUCUCGAAAGAAAAUUUGAUAUGCUCAUCGAACUGUUGAAUUAUUGCGCAACUAAUAGUAGCAUUUUGUUUCAUAUAAAAAACAUUGAACAAAAAUGGUUUUAUGCUGCCCAGUGGUUAUUUUCAUCUGCAGCAAAAGAAAGUACUAACAAAAAACAACAGUUUGAUAAAUCUCUUUUAUUCUGUUUAAGUUGCCCGGUGGAAUAUGGCCGUUCAGCUAAUGCUUUAUUACAUUUGCUGCAGCGAGAUAAUUUCCCUAUUGCUCAUCGUUUAUUAAUGCUCGCGUCGUCGACGGUUGCGGAGGAAGCUGAAGAAGGUUCUGAAAAUUGCUUUCAAAAUUCUGCGAGUUCGAGUCUCGAUUUUUCAUUGAAAUGGGAAUGA